Messenger RNA from Closterium sp. Naga37s-1, 2187 nucleotides. The record is from the annotation of a GenBank genome assembly. Lineage: Eukaryota; Viridiplantae; Streptophyta; Zygnematophyceae; Desmidiales; Closteriaceae.
AUGUCCUUAUUCGGCGCGCCUCCCGCUGCGGAGGCGCCUAAUCACACCCGCACGCCUUCACACUCACGUUCCAACUCUUUUUUCCAUGGCCGCCGCCCUUCGCGCUCCUCCUCCCUCGUCUUCAAGGAUUUCCCCCCGCAAAUCUCGCACCAGCGCGAUCCGUCCUUUGCGGAAUGGACCGGCGGAAAGGACCCCCGCACAUUGGCACCCUCCUCAUCCCCACCGCAACCCACCGUUCCGCCGCAGGAACCGUCGGACUCAUCUCCCUCGGACUCCUCUUCCCCUCCGCCAAACCUAUUUCCCCUAAAGGAGCCGCAACAGGCGGCUUCCCCUCCGUCAUUGCCGCAAUUAGGCAAGGUGAAGGAGCAAUGGCGGUCCAUCUCAAGCCUCUCUCUCCCUCGCGCAUUUUCCGGCCGCCUCGAGCACCUCGCAAUCCCAUCCCCCUCGGUCGAGCACGCUUCUAAGAACCGCCCGCACCCCUUCUCUCUCUUCCUCUCCUCGCUCCAUGAUUCUCCGUCCGAAAGUUCUGCAGAGCCUUCCCCCGCGUCGCUUAUCAACUCCCCGAACUCCCCCGUCUCCCCCGACUCUCUUAACUCCCCGUGCUACUCCUAUUCCACCGCUACUAGCUCCGCGGCUUCGACGCCUUUCGGCGGGCCGCCUUCGCUCUCAUCUCUCACCACCACCCCUUCCUCCGCCUCCCCUUCCUCCUCCACCUGGUCGGACCUCUCCCCCUCCGUCGCCUCCUCCUGCUCCUCCGCCGCCUCCCCGUACCCGCUGCUCCGUCUCGCGCUCGACAGCCCCUCGGCGCGCAGCCCCUCCGUGCGGAGCCCUUCCGCUUCCGCCAAGGGCGCAGCCGCGCGCCUCUUCGACAGCCCGCGCAGUCGGUGCCAGAGCCCGCUAAGUCAAAACAGUCUUCCGCCGUCGCAUCUGCAACCCACCGCCCACCAUGGCACAUUUCCGCGCUCAGGGAGCGGCGGAGCUACUGCGCCCAGCCUCCUCGGGGGAGCCGCCAGCGCCUCCGCGUGUGCCGAUGGCGCGGUUGGCGGUAACUUGUUAACUAGCCCUGCCGCCGCCAGCGGGAGCCCCAAUGGCGGAACCUGUAGCGCCCGAACGAGCGAGCGAGCCGAAAGCGCGCUGGAUAUCACAAGCGGGUGCAGCGACGGGCCUUAUCUCCAAAUCGGCCGCUCCUCUGCUGACACGUGUCAGGAAUCAACGGCAGAGCUCGAUCGCGGUUUGACGGACGUGGCGGCUGCAGCCGCCGUCGCCGCCGCCGUGGGCGGGCCAUGGGCGGCAGUGGAUCGAUUCCGAGUGGAGAGCAGUGCAGGGGCAGAUAGGCGGGCGGAACGGUGGGCGGAUGGCAUCAGCGCAGCGGAGGGCCGCGCGCAAGAGCAGAGCCAUCACCGCCGCAAACAGCAGCAGCAACAGCAGCAGCAGCAGCAGGAGCCGCAGCAGCCGCAGCAGCAGCAGCAGGAGCCACAGCAGCCGCAGCAGCAGCGGCAGCAUGAUAGGAGUGCGGGGAGUGAGACGGAGAGCGAUGGUCCCGGAAGGAGGCGGCGGUCGAAGGAUGGCAAUCGCAGCGGAAGCGGGAGUGGGAGUGAAGGAGAGGCGGCCAGCCGGUCCGGGCGGCAUAGGCGCGACAGUUACAGUGACGGUCAGAGAGACGGUCACAGGCACCGGCUCGAGGGGCGGCAGCAAGGGAAGGAGAAGGGGAUGGGUGAGGAUAGCAACGAGAGCAACGAGCGGCAGAUGUACCGGCAGAAGCGGCACCAGCAGCCCUACGACCGGCACCAUCACCAGCACCGCCACUCGCAGCAGGAGCUGGAAAGGAAAUCGCAGCAGCCGGAGCGAGCCGUGCAAGGGCGGGAGAGGCGAGACUCUGUGGACUUCUGGCUGUACAAGUCGUCGAGUGUCGGUGCUGGCCCGCAGCAUAUUGCUUUGGAGGAUGUUGCAAGUGCAGGGUUGACUGGGCGUGUGUUGGGUGGUCGCGAGGGAGUGUCAGACAGGAGCAGUGCGGCCUUGGAAGAGAAUGGGAGGGGGGGAUUUGCAAUGGAGAGGAGUAAAGGGCCUGAGGGCACGAUGAAGGUGGGACGAGGGAGAGAGAAGCAGAGUGAGGGGAGGAGUUCGGCAGGGCAGGUGGAGGAUCAGGUGUGGGAGGUGACCGCAUGCUUGCAACCUAAAACGCUGUAA